Molecule: messenger RNA, 2182 nt
Organism: Macaca mulatta (Rhesus monkey)
Lineage: Eukaryota; Metazoa; Chordata; Mammalia; Primates; Cercopithecidae
Gene: TAF13
Product: transcription initiation factor TFIID subunit 13
Biological process (GO): transcription by RNA polymerase II
Cellular component (GO): transcription factor TFIID complex
Molecular function (GO): protein heterodimerization activity
Source: RefSeq, a predicted model, not a curated record
CGGAAGUGAGGCGGCGGAAGUAGCGUAACCCGCUGAGAACCAGCCGGCGGGGCGCUGUGGGUUGGCGGGGUAGUGGGAUGGCAGAUGAGGAAGAAGACCCCACCUUUGAGGAAGAAAAUGAAGAAAUUGGAGGAGGUGCAGAAGGUGGACAGGGUAAAAGAAAGAGGCUUUUUUCUAAAGAAUUGCGAUGUAUGAUGUAUGGCUUUGGGGAUGACCAGAAUCCUUACACUGAGUCAGUGGAUAUUCUUGAAGAUCUUGUCAUAGAGUUUAUCACUGAAAUGACUCACAAGGCAAUGUCGAUUGGAAGACAAGGUCGAGUACAAGUUGAAGAUAUUGUCUUCUUGAUUCGAAAGGACCCAAGAAAGUUUGCCAGGGUUAAAGACUUGCUUACUAUGAAUGAAGAAUUGAAACGAGCUAGAAAAGCAUUUGAUGAAGCAAACUAUGGAUCUUGACACUUUUUGUAGUUUCUGAAAAUUACCAUCUGGGGAAAUCAUAUAUAAUAAUUGUAUAUUUUCUAAAGUAAGGUUCUGAUAUCUAGCCAUGUAAAUGAAAGAUAGAGAAAGUUUUCAGCCUUUAUUUUUAUGCCUUUGAUUUUAGAGUGAUAUUGGUGUAUUUAAUUGCCUGCCUUUGUAUUACCAUACUUGAAUCACUUACUGGGGUUUAAUGACCACACAUAAGUCAAUGUACCUUGCAAACCAUGCCGUUCCUUUUGACUUUUGACUAUCUAAAGGAUAAAGUAGUAUUUGUCUGUUAGGUAUGUUUAUACCCUUGUAAGCUGUACUGUAGCUUUUUUUUUUUUUUUUGAGACAGAGUCUCGGUAUGUCGCCAGGCUGGAGUGCAAUGGCACGAUCUCGGCUCACUGCAAGCUCCACCUCCCGGGUUCAAGUGAUUCUCCUUCUUCAGCUUCCCGAGUAGCUGGAACUACAGGUGCCCACCACCACGCCUGGCUAAUUUUUUGUAUUUUUAGUAGAGGCGGGGGUUUCACCGUGUUAGCCAGGAUGGUUUCAAUCUCUUGACCUCGUGAUCCACCUGCCUCGGCCUCUGAAAGUGCUGAGAUUACAGGUGUGAGCCACCAUGCCUGGACUACUGUAGCUAUUUAAUAUGUGAAAUCUAAAUGGCAUUUUUGACUCGACAGCUCAGACUUGUACUUCAUGUAUUCAGAAGUUUUUAGACAGCAACUAGUUUAUUGUCUAGUUCAUUAUUAAAGAUAAUUAUUAUUAAAGAUAAUGAACUAGGCCAGGUGUGGUGGCUCACACCUGUAAUCCCAGCACUUUGGGAGGCUGAGGCCGGCAGAUCACUUGAGGCCAGGAGUUCGAGACCAGCCUGGCCAACAUGGGAAAACCUUGCCUCUACUAAAAAUUAAAAAAUUAGCCAGGCAUGGAGGCAUGUGCCUGUAAUCCCAGCUACUCGGAGGCUGAGGCAGAAGAACUGCUUUGAACCUAGGAGACAGAGAUUGCAGUGAGCUGAGAUGGUGCCACUGCACUCCAACCUGAGCAAGAGAGUAUGACUCUGUCUCAAAAUAACAACUACAGAUAAUGAACUGGUUUGCAUUUCUUUUAAAGAGAUGAUAGAGGAAAAUAUAGUUUUUUGAGAGAAUGUUUAUAUCUCUUAAAAGAUAAUCUGUUUUAAUUUUCUUCAGAUAACAAGUUAUUAUUUUUUAAGAAAUCAAGUUUCACAUGAAUAAUGCUGUGUUGGAAGGCUUUUUGAUUUAAAAUCUUUUCAGAUUUAUAACAUCCUGUUAAGUUUUAGGAGAACCCGUUUUCCCAGAUCAGAUUCGAGCUUCUAAAAAUAAAUGCUUUCAGUAGCAGGAAUGGCAUUGCUUAAAAAGCUCAUGGCAGGAUAAGCAUUUGGGUUAGUGUUUUAUUAACAUAUUUGUAAGUACUUGUUCAUUGUGGAAAUGUGACUAAAACCAUAUGUGGCUAUGGAACCCAUGUUUGUAGUUCUGGAUACACGAGUUUGUGUGUAUUUAGUCUAUUGUAUUAAAUUAUUAUUGCCCUCAGCUUAACGUAAGGAUUACAAUUGAAUUUAAGUAGAUCACUGAUCUACUUAUUGUUUAUGAAACUUAACUUUUUGUGUGCCACUUAUAAACAUGAUCUAUAAAUCAGUGCUUGGGAAAAUUUUACUUUCCUAAUCUACUGAUACAGGAAUAAAAUAUGAACAGUUAAACAGGUUGAUCCUUGAA